AUGAGCAGCGCAUGUGAGGAUUCGUGUCCUUGGACGAACUAUUUGUCGGAGGCGAUCAAUAAAUACGUACUCAAUCUGUUUUCAUUCCUGUCGACGACAUUCGGUCUAACCUUUAAUUUUGGCGACGUCGUCAGCUCCGAUGACGAGACGUCGUUAAAAUACCGCGAAUUCCUCCACGAAUUGAUAGCAUUGCUAUCAUUUGACGAUUUCCAGCUACAACUACUCAAAGUCUUCCUGUUGACAUUUCUAAGCAGCGUGGCAUUGAUCUUUGUUGCUUGGCAUAUUUACGGCUACAGAAUUACGGAGCAGUUCAUGAAGACAGGUGCUGUUGAAGAUUGUAAUUCAUCAAUUGAGUAAUAUAUAUAUUAGAUAUUUGACUAUUACUGGAUAGUCUACUGACUUUAUAACAAAUAUGGCUGAUAAAAUCAAGUCUUUUU
Cyphomyrmex costatus is the source of this 437-nucleotide messenger RNA. RefSeq lists its product as uncharacterized. Lineage: Eukaryota; Metazoa; Arthropoda; Insecta; Hymenoptera; Formicidae. The transcript has 2 exons. Bases 1 to 357 code for a protein of 118 amino acids. The record is from RefSeq and is a predicted model, not a curated record.